This is a messenger RNA of Procambarus clarkii (red swamp crayfish), 1137 nucleotides long. The record is from RefSeq and is a predicted model, not a curated record. NCBI's taxonomy places the organism in Eukaryota, Metazoa, Arthropoda, Malacostraca, Decapoda, Cambaridae.
AUGCAGCUGAAUAUCGACUCUGAUGAAGCACAGGAACUGCCAGCCUCUAGGGUGACUCAUGUAACACUGCUAGCCUCCAGGGUGACUCGUGUAACACUGCCAACGUCCAGGUGGAAUCAUGCUGCACUGCCAGCCUUCAGAGUGACUCGUGCAGCACCGCCAGCGUCUAGGGUGACUCGUGCAGCACUGCCAGCCUCCAGGGUGACUCGUGUAGCACUGCCAGCCUCUAGGGUGACUCGUGCAGCAUUGCCAGCCUCCAGGGCGACUCUUGCAGCGCAGCCAGCCUCUAGGGUAACUCGUGCAGCACUGCCAGCCUCCAGAGUAACUCGUACAGCACUGCCAGCCUCCAGGGUGACUCGUGCAGCACAGCCAGCUUCUAGCGAGACUCGUGCAGCAUGGCCAGCCUCCAGGGUGACUCGUGCAGCAUUGCCAGCCUCUGCGUUUACUCGUGCAGCACAGCUAGCCUCCGGGGUGACUCAUGCAGCACUGCCAUUCUCUAUGGUGACUCGUGCAGCACUGCCAGCCUCCAGGGUGAGUCGUGCAGCACUGCCAUCCUCCAGGGUGACUCGUGCAGCGCUGGCAGCCUCCACGGUGACUCGUGUAACACUGUCAGCUUCCUCGGUACCUCGUGUAACUCUGUCAGCCUCCAUGGUUACUCAUGUAGCACUGCCAACAUCCAGCUUGACUCGUGCAGCUCAAGGGAGAUUCACGCAGCACGGCCAGCCUCCAGCACAGCUAGCCUCUACGAAAGACUCGUGCAGCACUGACAGCCUCCAGGUUGUCUCGAGCAGCACAGCCAGCUUCCAGGAAGACUCGUGCAGCAUUGCCAGCCUCCAGCUUGAGUCGUUCAGCACUGCCAAUCUCCAGGGUGACUCGUGUAACAACCCAGCUUCCAGGGUGACUCGAGCAGCAUUGACAGCCUCCACGUUGACUCGUGCAGCACCGCCAACCUCCAGAGUGAUUUGUAGAGCACAGCCAGCUUCUAGGGUGACUCGUGCAGCCCAACCAGCCUCCAGGGUGACUCGUGCAGCAUUGCCAGCCUCCACGAUGACUCGAGCAGCACUACGAGCCUUCGGGGUGACUCGUGCAGCACUGCCAGCCUCUAGGAGUGACUCGUGCAGCACAGCCAGUCUCUAG